AUGUUUAAAAGUGCUAUAGAACAAGUUCGCAAAGCUAACGAUGUCAUUCGUUCCAUUGACGACAAACCAAAAGAAGGUGAGAGAUGGUUAAAGAAAGAUGAAGAGAAUAGGAAGAGAAAUGUGAAGUCAGGCAAUAGACUCAUUGACUUUAACAUCGAAGCUUUAGAUGAACCAAACAGAGACUACUUACACAAACAUUUCGGUAAGGUUUUCAUGAGACUCUUAGAGAAAAUUAAAAUAAACUCGCAACAGAGAUGGAUGGUAUGUUAUAAACUUGGUGGAAAGUAUGAAUGUUCUACGUUAAACCUCAAUAAUAUUGGAACAUUACUACAUCAGCUCUUGAAGGAGAACUUUAUAUCAGAGAUAGAAGCAAAUGCUGCAGGUAUUGUUGAAAUGCACUAUGACUUCUUCUUGACAAACAUAAAGAAUCUUACUGAAAUAAAGAUGUAUGAUUUAACAGAAUAUGAAGGCUUAACGAUGUCAGAUGUAAAGAAAGGCAAACCAAAAAAGAGACCAUAUAGAGAUGAAAGCACACUGACAAAUGACCAGAAAGCCAUUUUGGAAGCUCUUAAGCAAACAGGAAACCCAGCACUUAUAGAAAGCUUUUGGAAAGAUAAUGGUGAAAAGAAGUUUUAUAAGAAGAGAAGCGGUCAGUUCUGGAAGUAUCUUUGCACAUUACCUAUAAAUCUUGAACGCUACCAAAUCUUCAAUGAACUGAACAAAAGAACUGCAACACUUAUGACAGAGGACAAUUGUUUCGUUUAUGCUUGCAUUCAG
This is a messenger RNA of Trichomonas vaginalis G3, 777 nucleotides long. Its product is annotated as organellar and viral DNA polymerase type B. The annotation marks the transcript as partial. The transcript has a single exon. NCBI's taxonomy places the organism in Eukaryota, Parabasalia, Trichomonadida, Trichomonadidae. The record is from RefSeq and is a predicted model, not a curated record.